Cannabis sativa is the source of this 1665-nucleotide messenger RNA. Its product is annotated as spermidine hydroxycinnamoyl transferase. Lineage: Eukaryota; Viridiplantae; Streptophyta; Magnoliopsida; Rosales; Cannabaceae. The record is from RefSeq and is a predicted model, not a curated record. Gene Ontology annotation, molecular function: acyltransferase activity, transferring groups other than amino-acyl groups.
GAACCACCCGUGCAACAUCAAUGCUCUUUAUUAAAUUAAAAUGUGUAGGACCCGAUAUUAUUAAAUUGCACUAAUAACAAUUAGUCAUAUAUAUUUGUGGUGCUUAGCACUUCAAGUGCCCUUAACAUUUUUCUAUAAAUAUAUGUAUAUUCUAAGCUCUUUUCAUAACCAAUUCCAAAAUACCAUGGAACUAAAUAUCAAGCAAAACGUAAUGGUGACUCCAGCACAAUCAACUUGGAAAGGGAAUCAAUCUUUGUCGGAAUGGGAUCAAAUUGGAUGCACCACAUAUACAAGUUCUAUAUACUUCUACGCCCCAACCACACUCCCAUUCCAAACCAUUACUCAAACCCUAAUCGAUUCCUUAAGCCACACUCUACCCCACUUCUAUCCACUAGCUGGGCGCUUGCGCAGCUUAAACAACGGGCGUUUUCAAAUCGAAUGCAAUGGAAACGGAGUUGUUUUCGUUGCAGCCGAGCUGAACGCUGAUCUUUCUUAUUUCGAGAAAGAUUACUUCACACCGACUCUUGAGUCUGAUCGUUUACUUCCUUAUGUAAACGAGUCUCUCCCAAUCCACGAACUCCCUCUUCUUCUCGUCCAACUAACCAAGUUCAGUUGCGGGGGUUUAAGCCUAGGGGUUACCGCAUCACAUGUCCUCAUUGACGGACUAAGCGCCGCCAACUUCAUGACUGAGUGGGCCCGAAUCGCACGGGGCUUGCCGUUACAGAAGGCACCAUUUUUUGACAAAAAGGCCUUUGGAGUUGGAGAUUGUUGUGGUUCAAACCCGCAACGAUUUGAUCACUCAAACGACUUUGGUAAUAUGCCGUUUUUGCUGAAACAACCUAACGCGGAAGAGCUUAAGAAGAUGAAAACAACAAUGUUCACACUAAAGCUUACGAAAGAACAAGUCCAGAAACUUAAGAACAAGGCAAAUAACGAUCUGAACCGUCCAUCUCGACCUUACACGCGUUAUGAGGUGUUAGCAGCUCAUAUUUGGAGGUGUUCGAGUAAGGCGAGAAAGCACGACACUCAACAACCAACAGCUUGUGCCGUUACAAUCGAUUCGCGAAAGCGUCUGGAGCCUCCGUUACCGUUUGAGUACUUUGGUAACGGAGUAUUCGAUGUAACGGCGAGGUGUACGGCGGGGGAGUUGUUAUCUAGUUCGUUAAGUGAAGUUGCUAGUAAAGUACGUUCAGUUAUUGAUAUGGUUACAAAUGAUUACGUGUUGUCAGCUAUUGAGUACUUGAAAAGUCAACAAGAUCUGACCAAGUUUCAAUACUCUUAUAAAUCGUCAACUAACGGAGGUGGCAAGUAUUGUGGGAAUCCUGUGAUUAGUGUCAUAAACUAUGUGAAUUUGCCGUUUAAGGGUAUUGAUUUUGGGUGGGGAAAGGAGAUCCAUUUUGGGCCAGCUUAUCAUGAAAUUGAUGGUGAUCUUUGGAUAAUAAGGAAUAGUUGUGAUGAUGAUGAGUCUCUCUUGAUUGUGAUUUGUCUUCUUGUGGAACAUGUUGAAGCUUUCAAGAUGUAUUUCUUUGAUGAUAUGAUUUAACUAAUUACCAUCACUUUGUUUGUUUGUUUAUUGUUGGGGUUUGAGAUAAUAACUUAUAUCUAUUAUUAAUUAAGCUAUAUAUGCACUUUGUUUUGGGUAUUUAUUAAGGGAGUGUUUUGUUA